Messenger RNA from Apis mellifera (honey bee), 4732 nucleotides. Its product is annotated as box A-binding factor. Bases 370 to 3798 code for a protein of 1142 amino acids. Gene Ontology annotation, molecular function: zinc ion binding; RNA polymerase II cis-regulatory region sequence-specific DNA binding; DNA-binding transcription factor activity, RNA polymerase II-specific. Gene Ontology annotation, biological process: negative regulation of transcription by RNA polymerase II; positive regulation of transcription by RNA polymerase II; cell fate commitment. The record is from RefSeq and is a predicted model, not a curated record. The transcript has 8 exons. Lineage: Eukaryota; Metazoa; Arthropoda; Insecta; Hymenoptera; Apidae.
UGUUUGGUGUGUCGUAUAUAUAUAUUUCUGUUCAUGCCACUUGUCUCCGUGGAAAUAAAUAAGUAUAAGUAUAAGUGCAUAAUACGCGAACAGAGAAAAGAAAGAGAUUAGAAAAAAAAAAAAAAAAGAAGGAGGAGGAGAUUGGCAAAAGUGUAAAAAUUUAACGAUUUGGUGAAAGAAAGUAGCGGCAGGUUUCAAGAAUAAUUUUCAUAAAGAGUUUCGUCUAGUUGAGAAAGUUCAAUUUCGUGUCGAAACAAUAAACAACUGAAAGGAGCAGAGAGGGAGAGAGAAAGAAAGGGAGAGAAAGAGAGAGAGAGAGAGAGAGAGAGAGAGAAAGAAAGAGAGAAAGAGAGGGAGAGAGAGAGAGAGAUGAAGAGAAGAAAAACCGAUGAUGAAAUCCGUGAAGAGAUGGAAAAACGUCGACACAACGAAUACGAAUUGGCCGAAUGCCAAGUGGACGAAAUGACGGGCUACGAGAAAGGGACGGAGAGAUCCGUGAAACUGAUCUCUGGCGAGAGCAUCGAGGAAACGAACAACGACGGUGGAUCGAUGGGAUUGUUGGAGACGGACGGCGGGGACGUGGUACUUUUUCGUCAGGAGACACAACAACAGAAGCAACAACAACAACAACAACAACAACAACAACAACAACAACAACAACAGCAACGGCAACGCCACCAACUUUACCAACUACCUUACGAAAAGCAUGGAAGCGAAGAGGGCGGGGACAUGGUGGGCGUGCUGGAGGCGGGACAACAGGAAAUUGAAAAUGGCGCGGUCGGCGAGGCGAGUGACGCCGAACCGGUAGAAAUCCCCGUCUCACCGGAACAAGGAAACGACGUAGACGACGCUUACGGCGUGCACUCGCUCGGCUUUAACGCUCAGGACCCUCUGGUUCGAGAAAGGGGUUAUCUCGAUCAGGACUCGUACGGGGGCGGCGAUUUAGGCGGCGAUUCCUCGAAGCAGGAGGAGCAGCAGUUGCAGCAACAGCAGCAACAGAUCUCUCAACCUCUCCACCACCAUCAUCACCAACAACAGCAGCGUCAGCAAUCGCACCACCACCACCAUCACCACCACCACCAGCAGCAGCACCACCAUCACCACCAACAGCAUCAGCAGCAGCAGCACUACCACCGCCAUCAGCACAGCGACCAUCACCAACACGACCAACAGCACCAUCAGUCCGAGUACGUUCAACUGGGGGCGAGAGAAGUAUCGGGUGGCGAGGGUGGGGAUAACGAAGCGCCGAGCGAGGUCCCCGUAUUGCCGGAGGAAAAUCGGGCCGGCAGUCACGCGGCUUGCUCCACGAUGCAUCGUUACGGUACUGAAGCGCUCUCGCCGGCAGCGGCCGAUCAUCACAACAACAACCACCACCACCACCACCACAACCACCACCACCACCACCACCACCACCACCACCACAGUAACAACCAUCACCACCACCAUCAACAGCACCAUCACCAGCAUCUACAGUCGACGGACACGGCCCAACAACACGGCGCGCUCUCCUCGGCGAGCCAUCGCCACUUGGACGAGCAGGAGGCGCAGCCGCAGUCACAGUCGCAUCAAAAACCGGACGAGGACGUCGUGGAGCGAGCGAGUGGAAUCGCGGUAGCGAUGAGCGGCGCACGCGGCGACUUCAACCUCGGCAUGCUGUUUCCGAAUCUGGCCACCACUGGCGCGGCCGGUUCCCCAGCAGAGAUAGGUGGAAACGAUGGCCAGCAGCAGCAACAGCAGCACAAUCGCCAUCACCAGCAGCAGCAGCAGCAUCAUCAUCACAAUCAUCAUCACUUGGAGGAAGUUUUGCCGGAUACGGCGUAUCUUCAGCAUCAGAUGCGCGGCGGAGGUGGCAACGGAGGAGGUGGCGGUAAUGGCAACAAUGGAGGAGGUGGCGGAGGAGGUGGCAGCGGCGCGGAGGGCAGCGGUGGAAGCGGCAGUGGAGGAGGAGGAGGAGGAGGCGGAUGCUCACCGGCGCUUCGAACCGGUAGCUCACCGGGUUCCAGUCGUAGCCCGCACGAGGAUCAAGAGCUCUCGUCUCCUCAUCGCCAGGGGCAGGCAGAGGGAGGAUACAGCCCGAGCGAGCAAGGGAGACAGUCGUACGCCCAUUUGACAGCUAUGCAGCCACCUUCCUCGGUACAGUCGAACCACGGCCUUGGCCAGGAUACCGACCGAGUCUCCGAUCAGAUUUACAUGGACUCGAUAUACGCUCAUCACACUGUCGGCACGCCUCAUCAUCAUCAGGAACACGAGCCAGGAUCGUCGACUCCUCACUCGCCCAGCGGACCGCUUACAAGUUCGUUAUAUCGUUCGAUAAGCGAUGUCAGUAGUAUGACGGCGGCCAGCGCGGCAGGAACAGGAGGUACUUACGGCCUUCCUUACAUGACCGGCAGCCCAACAGAAUUGACCGCCUCGCCCCAGCAAUUGUGGAACGCUCAAGGUCUGGGGACAGGACUUCCCGCCAUCUCGGAGGAUUACGGCGCUGGCAGCAAGUCGACAGGCACGGUGACGCAUCAGGCGUUGCCAGGAUUUUCGCAACCGUUCUGCGGCAGGGCGAGCUUUCGAGGAUACAGCCCGUCUUAUCCGACGCAGCAAAGCAACGCCGGGGUCGGGGCUGGGACUGUGGAGCCCUCGUCGUGGAAUUAUGGCUCGCCUUCGAACGACACCCUGGCCACCCAAUACGCCGCCCCUUCGAGGCGGCAACCCGUUAACCCUCCGUCGACACCCGCGCAGCAUCAGCUCACAGCCACUGCUAGUCUUAGCGCGAUGCACAACAUCGAGGCGGAAUACUUUACGGAGGGCCGCGAGUGUGUAAAUUGCGGCGCAAUUUCCACUCCGUUAUGGCGACGAGACGGUACGGGCCACUACCUGUGCAACGCGUGCGGUCUUUACCACAAGAUGAAUGGAAUGAACCGACCUUUGGUGAAGCAGCCACGGCGAUUGUCGGCUUCAAGACGAGUAGGCACUUCUUGCAGUAAUUGUCAAACGACGAUGACGUCGUUAUGGCGUCGAAACACGUUGGGCGAGCCUGUUUGCAACGCGUGCGGCCUUUAUUUCAAGUUGCACGGAGUGAACAGGCCUCACACCAUGAAGAAGGACAGCAUUCAGACGCGGAAGAGGAAACCGAAGGGUGGGAUGAAGUCUAGCGACACGCCGAUCGCCGGCAACGUGGCCGGAGUGAGCAAUAACAGCACGACCAUCACGGCGGCCAACAACAACAACAACAACAACAACAACAACAACAACAAUAACAAUAACAACAACAACAAUAGCUUAAAAUUAGAACCUGGUACGAAUUCGAACGGGAUCGACACGUACGGCGAGUUAAGGAUGAGCCACGCAGGGAUGCCUCAAGUGAGCUACGGAAGCAGCCUUUACGGAAGCCCACAAUCGGCGACCCAGAUCGUCUCCUAUCAGUCGGCGCCCUCUGGAAUGUACUACGAUAUGAUCGUGUCUCAACAGCAACAGCAACAGCAACAACAGCAACAACAACAGCAACAGCAACAACACCCGCACCAUCAACACCCGCAACUCCUCGAGACCCACUCGCCCAAGGUCGAGUGCCCGUCACCGCCGUGCGCGAAUCGAUCACCCGUCAUGAUAUCGGCGAGCCAUUCGCCCGAUCAUCAUCAACUCCCGUCACCGCACAUCGUCACGCUUGGAAACUCGUCGCCGAGCACGGCCGCCACGAAAAUCAUUCUCGACAACGGCCACCUCGACAGACCGUCCGUCGUAUCGCGAGACCGACUCCUGUCGACGACAAAAUUGAAGUCGUCCGUCGACGGGAAAAUUCGUUGUUAACGAGUGAAUACAAAUAAGUACAAAAAAGAAAAAAGAAAAAAAAAAGAAACGCGUUACUUCUCUCUUCGUUCUUUCAACGAUUUUUCGAUUCGACGCUUUGAAAGAGGAGGAAGAAUGUAUGUUUUGUUUCUUUUGCGUUUUUCUUUUUUCAAAGCGUCGUCGAAUUAUUGAGGGAGAGAGAGAGAGAGAGAGAAGUACGAGGAAUGAAAAAAGGAGAAGAAAUUUUUUUUUUCUCUUUCAUUCUUAAAAUUAAGCGACGAUUCAAUUCAAUUUAUCAACUCUAUGUAUGUAUGAUGAUCUUUUUCUUCUUUUUAUUCUUUCUUCUCUUUGCGUCAUUCUUCUCGCGCGCGUUUGUCCCUCGAAGAACAAGGGGACAAGCAGAAAAGGUAUAAAUAAUGAUGUAAAUGGUGAAUAUAUAUAUAUAUAUAAUAUAUAAUGUAUAAUAUAUAUGUAUAUAUAUAAGGAUAAAGUAGCGAGGAUGAACCUUGCUAAGAAACGAAAUGAAAAGACUGGACCCUCCUGUACGUUCGACGAACGGGACUGAUAAAGGGGAGGAUAAUACCAGAGGUUUUUUUUUUUUUUUUUUAAGUAUCGAUUAUAUUCAUGAUUUUGCGAAAAAAAAAAAAGGAAGGAAAAGAAAAAAAAAAAAGAAACUCGUUGUAAAUAGUUUUGAAAAAAAGUGUGCAUGCAGCGUGAGCAAAAUACGACGUACGUGGGGUACGAACCUUGUUUUUAAGAAAGAUUCGGUUGUUUAUUUUUACGCGCACGUUUUCAAUUAGAGCGGCGUUCGAUGAAUGAAAUUGUCCAAACGAUAUUCGAUAUUCCGGCCGCUUAUUAUUCUUCCGUUGCUUGUAAAUAGACAGUGUAAUGUUAAUUAUUAAAAGAAAAAAAAAAAAAGAAGAAAAGGAAAAAGGAAAAAAAAAAAAAAAAAAAA